Molecule: messenger RNA, 619 nt
Organism: Nanorana parkeri
Lineage: Eukaryota; Metazoa; Chordata; Amphibia; Anura; Dicroglossidae
Gene: SCOC
Product: short coiled-coil protein
Exons: 4
Coding region: 39-413 (124 amino acids)
Cellular component (GO): trans-Golgi network
Source: RefSeq, a predicted model, not a curated record
AAAAUGACAGGCGCCAGCUUGAUCUUAAUUACACAAAGAUGGACAGAAUGGAUCCACACGAGGAGGAGGCAGAGGGUGAAAUGUUCAAUGUUUCUUUGGGAGACGAAAGUACAGAUUUUAGCACUUUGCAGUUGGAGUUCAGCCCACUAGACUCGUCCUCAAUGAUGAUGAACUCUGACAUGGAUGCUCUGGAAGUUGAAAAUCAGGUAGAAUUAGAAGAAAAGACUCGACUGAUUAACCAGGUCCUGGAACUUCAGCACACUUUAGAAGACCUAUCUGCUCGCGUCGAUGCUGUUAAAGAGGAAAACCUGAAGCUCAAGUCAGAAAACCAGGUUCUUGGACAGUAUAUUGAGAACCUCAUGUCGGCCUCCAGUGUCUUCCAAACAACAGACACCAAGAGCAAGCGGAAGUAGUGCAUUUUCCCUUCACUGGUUUAACUUGUACAGUACUCGAGUAGCAUAUGUGGGUCCAGUUAGUAUAGAAUGUGCAUUCACCCAGACACUACUUGUGUAGACUGAUUCUAUGUAUAGUGACUGCACAAACAAUACUAUGAUAAUAAAAUGGCAUCACCAUUUUUUUAAAUGUAUUAACAACAAUAAUGUAAGGUGCCCAAAGGUCC